GCCCACUGAGGUGAUAAAAAAAUCAUUUUUCUGUGCUACAACUGCCAUUGGCGCUGUUAUCGUUUCAUCGGUAAGAAGAUACUCAAGAAUAAACAAAACAAAUGUUUCAAAUAAUCCAACUUUGAGAGAAUGGUCAUCGCGGUAUAUUCAUGUAAAGAAACUACCAACACUACAACAUUGAUAAUUUAAGAUAUUUUUAAAUAUAAAAAUUGCGACACAUGGUCUAAAAAACGUUCUUUCGAAUACACUAAUACUUUUUGUCAGAAAAUUCUCCGUUUGUCCAGACAAAAAUUCACAAAGAUGCAAAUUUCUUCGGACGGCCUAAGUAGACUUCCCCCCCUUAAGAAUGCCGUUUUGUUCCGCCAUAUUGGAUCCAUCGUGUUGAAUUUCUAAAUUUUGAGUUCGGAUUUGGAGUCGAGACUUCCAAAAACUCUCGUGUACCAAGUUUCAUCGGAAUCGUUCGAAAGGAAAAAUGUAUGCUUCGAAGGAUUAAACAAUAUUAGAUAUAAUUUAGCCCUUGAUAUGAUUAACUGUUGCCAAGAACAUGACCCAUUAUCUAUAAUAGUAAGUUAUCAAGUAACAAAUUAAGUUUUGAUGAAGUCAAAGUUGACUUCAUCAUCAAAGUCAUGAAAUUUUAUUUAACGCAAUGUGGUAAUAUCCAUUUUAUAAAUAAUAGAAUAGGAAAUGUUCCGCCUCGUCGUUUGAAUUUUGAGGGGUCGUUUCCACCCCGUAAAUACGAAAACAGACCAAAAUAAAAAAAAAAAAAAAAAAAAUACGAGUCGAAUAUUUUUCGAUUUUCUAUACAUAUGCGAAGUUUUUUCAAAAAUUUAUUCAAAGUUUAUUGAAAGACAUUCCCUGUAAGUACUUUUGUCUCGUUUACUCCUCUUUCCCCUGUGCCAUCUUCCAUCUCGCUAUGGUAUCAUCCCCCAAGCUAAGGACUAACGUCCCCAUACGUAUGAAUGGGCAGAGCUGAAACACGAAGACUCAUGCGCGCGCUUCGAAAAUCAAAAUCAAUGCGGUAUCACCCCUCAGAACUCUACACCGGCCUUGCUCUGGUUGCCCACGCCCUUAGUGUGCCUCGUACUUCCGUCGCGAACGCAUCCUUCGUGCAAUCAUCGUUGAUUUGCGUUCUCCUCUCUCCCUCACUCUGCUUCUCCUCCCCCCUCUUUCUCUCUAUCUAUCUGUGUUUUUCUCAAUUUCUCCCUUUCUCGCUUAUCGCCUCGCUUACUCUUUCGUGCGUCUACACGUAUGCGGGAUACAUGAUUAUAAUAUAACACACGCGGUUCGUCCUUCCCCCUUAUCUGUGUGUCUGGCUUGUCGUAUUGUCCGUCUUUCCUUGGGUUUAGGUGCUCGGCACGAGUGAAUCAAAAUAACGAGAAUGUGUCGUUGAUGUUUGGUGAAAAAAGGGCGGUACUUAUGCAACUUCGAAUCUCUAGUGGUCAAUAAUCGCUUCGAAAUACCUUGUGUACCCCCGAUGCACCGCGAGAUUUUCAAUCCAGUUUGUUCAUAUGUAUUUUUCUCCUGUUUUAUUUUUUUUUUGUUUUCUUUUAAAUAUUGGCCUCGAGUGACUACGAGUAACUCGAGAUAGAUGGAAAUUCGUGGAUCUGUGUGCCUCGAGUUUCGUUUCUGACUUUGUUGUCGGUGGUGUUUUGACUGUUACGAGCCAUAGAAAAUUUCUCAUGGAUUUUCGUUGUUUCGUUCUUCAGUUGGAUUCCGUGCUCUCGUGUAUAUCGCCACUUGAUAACACUUUCUGUUGUCAGGAAUUUUUAUACAUUUCUAAGAGAUGUCUAAACUUUUAAGUGUCUAUGCUUUUAAAUGUUUAUACUUUUAAAUGUAACUUUGGUACGAUCUAAGCUUUCCAAGUGGUACAGGAAGUUCGUCAAUCCCCCAGUCCCUUUUUCUCUGAUUCUGAAAAGUUGAAAUCACUUUGCGUUCUCUCCCAACAAACGGUCAUUACUAUCCUACCACGCCUAACGGUUCGGCGAUUUAGUUCUCAUAUUAGAAUAAGCAAACUGUCUUACGUUACGGUAUUUUAAUGCUUUUGUUUCCUGCGUUUCAUAGUAAGAGCUUCGACCAAAAACAAACGAAAACAAAAGAAAAAACAAAACGUAUAAAAUGAUGAACGCAGAGAAGAAACAAAAUGUAAAAUGUGUUGUACGAUUAUGGAACCGAUGAAUUUUAUCCGAGUGGUUGAGUGCUAUGUGCGAACACAUGGAAAAAGACUGUUUUAUGUACCAAAGUGAAGUCCAUAGUCUGCCAAUUAACAUGGAAGCAAUAUUGUUAAAGCCGCUCAAGAUUUUCGAGGAGUAAAUUGGCCCACUUAUUCCAUUACAGCAACAUCACGUUACGCAUUCAAAGAAUUCUUUCUCUCAGAGCUUGCUAUCAAAGUGCUAAAUAUCGGGCGUGAUCAAACACUCGACACGAUCGGAGCUUGUUUCACGACCUCCACGGAUAGUUCAUCAAAAAGCAGAAACAAGGUGGAGCUUGGAGAUCAUCAUGCUGAGGGUCGCCAAAAAUGUCCAAAAUGAUUUCCCUUCCUUCGUCUGUACACUGCGGCGUGUUCGAGUAUGGUAGCUUGCACAUUCCAGGGAAUAUUCGCAUUGAUGGUCUCUACGUCGCCCUGGAAACUCGUAUGGAUCAUUUAGCUGAUCGCACAUCAACGUUGAGGAAGCUAUGCAACACUUGACGCAUCCCUAAAUUUCGUAAAUGAGAAGUUCGCGCGGUAAUUUUCGCGACAGUGUACGUCCGAGGAACGCAAGUUUGUAUUAACAUAUACGCUUGCAUGUGAAGGCAACGAGGAAGAGUUUGUAGAGAGAUUGAGAUUUAUAAAAGGAUGCCUUGGCUCAAUACGUGAUAUGUAAGAAUAAAAGAAAAAAAAAAAAUAUUUCUAAAUAUAUGCGGGAAGGAAACAGUAGUCGGAGAGAAAAAGGGAGAGGGGGAGAGGGAAAAAGAGGGAGAGGGGGAGAGAGAACGAAUGCGACAAAAGGGAGGAAACGUGGAACGAGAAAAAGUGGAUCGUCGUUGAAAACAAUAGUAAAUACUUUCGAGGGAGUAACGGACAAGCCAAAAAAUUCAAAUAGAAACGAGAGUACAGAUUCGAUAUAUUUCUACUAACUCCUCUUCGACGACAAAUGUUAAAUGUUUUAAAUAGUAAAAUCGAAACGAUGUACUUGCUGUGUCCGAAUAGAAGGGAAAUGAAUUCUAAACGAUACAAAAUGAAAGAUAAAUAAGAGAUUUUUGUAUGCUAAACAACGUGUUCUAAGUAGACAAAUAUUAAACAAGUGACAAUUUCGGCUAACGAAGGAGACUCACUUAGAAGAAGGAAGACAAGAAUAAACGCUCAAAGAUCAACAAGAAGCUAUACUUGAAAUAAAAAGAAAAAUAAAUAAAUACAAAAAAAAAUGGGUUAAAAUUAAUUGUACCUAAUAGCAGGGAAAACGAAAUCGAAGUGAAACGAAAGAAGAAUGUUAUUCGAGUCUAAAUGAAAAUAAAAUUCGUAAGAAAGCGAGACUAACGACACAUUCAGAACAAAUAAAAUAUUGUUCAGUGAAGGUGAACUCUCCAGACAUGAAUGUGACUUCAAUCGUGGAUAUUUCCGGAAACGAGAGUUACAAUGUGACCAACGGUCUUGAUUGCGGCGGUGAACCACACUCGUACGCAUUAUGGGAGCGUGUGAUGAUAGUGAUCGUUGCCGUUUUCCUCAGUGUAAUAACCGUUGUUGGAAAUAUUAUGGUGAUGAUAUCGUUCAAAAUCGACAAACAGCUGCAAACUACCUCCAAUUAUUUCUUGUUCAGUUUAGCAGUCGCUGAUUUUGCAAUCGGUCUAAUUUCUAUGCCCCUGUUCACGCUUUACACCGUGCUUGGUUAUUGGCCGUUGGGACCGCACGUGUGCGACACCUGGCUGGCGUUGGAUUACCUGGCCAGCAACGCAUCGGUUUUGAAUCUUCUUAUCAUCAGCUUCGACAGAUAUUUCUCUAUAAUGCGGCCUCUUUCCUAUCGCGUCAAGAGAACGACUUCGAAGGCAGCCAUUAUGAUUGCAUCUGCAUGGGGAAUAUCAUUACUCCUGUGGCCACCAUGGAUUUAUGCUUGGCCAUAUAUCGAAGGACAGAGAACAGUGCCCGAUAAUGCCUGCUACAUACAAUUUAUCGAAACAAAUCAUUACAUCACAUUCGUUACUGCAAUUGCCGCAUUUUAUGUUCCUGUUACUGUGAUGUGUAUUCUUUACUGGAGGAUAUGGAAAAAAACCACGAAUAGGCAGAAAAUUCUCCCGUAUUUGCAAGCAGGGAAAGAGGAUGCUAGCAGACGGAAAGCAACUGGUAGCGGGGCAUUGGGUAUGGAUGACAGUCGGAGGCCUAGGAGUGAGUCCAGCACAGGAGAUGACAUGAAUACUACACAUAUCGCAGCCUCGUAUCUCGAGAAACAUUAUCCUCAAUAUAAAACAAAACAUAGACCUUUUUCGUGGAUGUGGCUCAAAGUGUGGUGCAUCGCCUGGUGGCUAAGCGGUCGCGACGACGACGACGACGACGACGAUGACGACGAUGACGAUGACGACGAUAUCGAGGGCGCGGAGAGUAGCCGUACAGGGCAAGGCUAUGACGAAGCUAUAACGCCACUAUCAGCAGAAACUCCUCUUACUGGUACGGUGUCUCGAUCUGCUUCUAUAAGUGGAAUUCAUUCUACAACUCUAACUAUUGACAAAAGCAUCAGUAUUGCUGACAACCACGAGUACAGAAAGUCAGGGAAAGUCGGUGAAUUAUCAACGACAAGCAUCUCCAGUGAUUCUGUCUACACAAUUCUAAUCCAGCUACCAAAGCGAGACGGCAGCGGUAUAGGGAAAUACCCGGAAGGGCUGAGCAUAAAAAUGUACCACGACGAAGCUGUGCCGUGUCAACUUCACAGCAUGAUCGAGAAUGCCGACGAGAAAAACGGAAAGAUAUUUCGUCUAGGAGGUACGUUAUCGAGCCCACCGUCGAUAAUCAGGAGACCAUCGCAAAUGCAUGAUAUAAGAAUACCUUUGAAUACGAAGAACAUUCCGAAAGCAUUAGCAAGUAAGGAAACCGCGAACAAAACUGCGGACAAAAAGAAAACGAAAAUACAGGACAAGAAAAGUGAACGAAAAGCGGCAAAGACUUUAUCGGCCAUAUUACUGGCGUUCAUCAUCACUUGGACACCGUACAAUAUUCUUGUCCUGAUCAAAUCUAUCACAGCCUGCUCGUGGUACAUACCACAGGAACUCUGGGACUUUUUUUAUUACCUUUGUUACAUUAAUAGUACUGUGAAUCCGAUGUGUUAUGCUCUCUGUAAUGCGGCUUUCCGAAGAACCUAUGUGAGAAUCCUCAAGUGUAAGUGGCAUAACAGAAACAGGAGUGGCGUGUUCACGCAACACAAUUUAAAGAACAAUUCCAUUUGAGAAAAGAGGAAAACUUGACGAAACAAAUUUCACGCAUGAUGCGUUCACUUUAUACAGGAUGUAAUAUGUGGGAAUCAAUUUACAGCAUUUUAAAACAGUAAAUUACGGUUUCUAUAAACGAAUGUCUGGCUUCGUUUUGUUUACAAGUUGUAAGUGACUUUAUGUUUCGGUAAUACUUGGAGAAAUUGUAAAUACAAUCUUGCCUUCGAAAGUUAUGUCAGGUUUGUAUAUUGGACUAUCGAUGGCCAGGUCAGUUUGAAAUAAUAAUAAUUACAGGCCAUUACGGAUGGGAAAUCUUUCGUAUAACAUGAAACAUUACUGUUGUAUUACGACGUCCUUUGUAAAACUAUUUUAAACAAAGUUUUAUUGACUCCGAGGGUAACGGAGAUAUUCGAGGCGAUCAAAGUUAUUACUCUAUUUGUAGCACUCGAAUUGAAUUGAAUCGAAUCAAAUAGGACUUUCUCAUUUUGUAAUUCAAGGCUUCGUUAUCAAGAUAUAAACACAGUUCAAGUAAAAAGUUGAAAACUUGUAAAAACCUGGGUGAUAACUAGACUGCGGAACGUGAUGCAAAAUAAAAUCUUUGUAAACGUACCUAGACAAAUGAAACCUAAAUAAGAAUUAACUUUAUUCUGCAAAUAUUAGAAUAUGAACUCUACUUUCGAUAUUUUUUAUAUUAUUGCAUACUGUGUGCAUUUUGUACAUUAAAAUUUCCUAUAAAUGCAUAAAGAUCCGCAGUCUCGUGAUAACAGUUGACAUAGACACAAAUGUCUCAUUUGUGAGUGCAUUUUGUUCUCAAUUACAUUAUUAACCCUUUGCUUUGUACGUUGAGUGAGACUCGACAGAACUGAAAUCAGAAAACUGUUUCUAUCUAGAUAAUGAAGCUACACAUUAUGAAACAGCAAAGGACUCUUUGAUCUCAUUGCACAUAUGGAAUUAAUUUUGAUAAACGUGGAAGGAAGGAAAGCACGUACGCUUAUAUAUGAAUUGAAGGCAUACUUGUAGGAAAGGUAUUGUUGUAUAUUUUAGUGAACAGUAUGAGAAAUCCUACCACACACCAAUGGUUCAUUCUUGUGGUUACUACUUUAGAUUUCACUCUUUUGCUUGCUUGCUUGCUUGACUAAUUUUUUAACAGUAUUAAGGUCAUGCAGGUCUGGUUUAUUUUGAUACUAUUCUAUACAAAACAUAUUUACUGUCGCUGGAAGGGAUCUUGUGAGGUCGUAAAGUCGGUUGGACAUCGAUCUUUACAACUUAAGUCGACCGCAAUUAGUAGUCUGACACCUUAUAAAGUACACUCUGAUACUUUUCUUUUAAGGAGUUUCAAUUUUUUCAUUUUUCUUUAAUUUUUUUAUUUCCAAAGGUUCCUUUUCUUUGGAUGGAUAUCUUUUAACAAAUUGUAGCAUGAUUGAAUCAGCAAUUUGUAAAAUUACUCUACUUAUUGAAGAUACUGUGGUAGGUAGGAAGUUAGUUAACCAAUCAUCGUCAAGAGUUUUUUAUUAUUCCAGUUUGGAGAAACUCGAGAUACUCGUAAUAAAACAUAUUUAGUCUUGGGGCUCCGUGGUGCAACUUGGGCAUGUACAACUUAGAAUCGCGACAUCCCUGUCGUCCGAGGGAUCAGUUUACCUGUGCCAAUAAAGCAAUAACUACUGUUUCGGUUUACGACCUCACAAGAUCCCUUCCAGCGACUAUACAGUGGGUGCAAAAAGUAUUCGUACACCAAUCAAUUUCCAAAAAAAACUGUGUAAAAUUGUAAUUUAUGAACUUAUUUCUUAUGAACAAUGACAUUCUACAUAUUCUCUGAAAUCUCUAGAAUAGAUAGAUUACAAAAAAGAUAGCUAUUUAUGUAAGUUGCGAAAUUAACAAGAAAAAAACAAUUAAUCGAUGGAAAUGUUGAAGCAAUAAGUAUUCGCACAACUGUUUAAAAGUACUUUCCUGUAAAUUUGAUGAUUUCUAAUUCGCACGGAGCAAUAAACUAAUGUGUUUACUGUACAAACUCUACUGUAAAUGGUUCGUCAUAAGAAUCAUACAAAUACUUAUUGCUUCUAUACUUUUAUCCACUUUUUGCAUUUUUUUGUUAAUUUCACAAAUUGUAUUAACUAGUAAAUGUUGUUUGGACUAUAUCUAUCUUAGAGACUUCCGAGAAUAUGUAAGAUACCAUUGAUUAUAAAAAAAAAAGUUAAGAAACUACAAUAUCACAGAAAAGUUUUUUGGGAAAUUGAUCGGUGUACGAAUACGUUCUACAUCCACUGUACAUACUUUUCUCUCUUCUAUUUUCUCUUAUUGCUCUAUUCCUUGGCUUAAUAGCCUUACAAGGAGCUAGGGUACCUCGGGUUCGCCAAACCCGUACUACAGCUGUGAUUAAACACAGCUAUAGCCCCUGAGGGUUCGUUCGCAUCGUUGUAAAAUCAACUGAUGUGCCCAUCCCGAUGUAAACUUUAGCAUGGUACAGUUUUACAGAUCACUGCAUUUCGUUCUUCUAAUAAGAGCACUGACAAGGACUUGAUAUACUAUAAUUCUGCCAAGAUACAAUGUUUAGAUAAUAGACAACGGGAAUGUAGAUCAAAUAUUGGAUGUUGUUUAUAAAUAAUUAACACGUUCAACGCCGCGUCACCCAUAUAUAUUAAAAAAUGAACUUUGAAGAUCAGGCGUUAAGGAAAACAAGUCUGUAUAGAAUUCGCGAAAUUUGCUCGAAUUGUAAAACUAAUUGCUAACGUAAAUGUUAGAUUGUAUAGUUUCUAAUUGUACGAGAAGAAAAUUUUAGCUUAGUAAGAAUUUUUAUGAGUAUGUCUGGUACUGAAAGUGUUUAACGAAAAUAGAUACAAUUUCUGGAAGUACUGCUGAAAUUAAAAACUCGCUACGAACUGGAAAUAAAAUGAUGUUAUGUUUAUAAAAAACAUACUUUACUGUUUCAAAGUAACGAUUUCAUCGGCAAAGUGGUCCCCACAUUUUUUUACGCACUGUAUAUAAUAAUUAUUAGAAGAACAUCAUAUUUUCAAUCCGAGGUUACGUUUGACCAAGAAUAUUUCUCGAAUAAUGAUAGAUAUUUAUUUGUACGUCAUCGUAACAAUAAUUAACGACGAAACCGACUCAAAAGCGAAAGGAAUUUUUCAUUUAUACCGCUGGAAAUCGAAAGAAGUUCUGCACAAGGAUGCAAAUUGCAUCGUGCAAUUACAACAGCUUGGAUUUUCAUAUUUGAGGCAAUGCAACGCAAAUACUGCCAUGAAAAUAAUCUUUAUAAAUAUACUUCUGAACCGUACAAAGGAAAGACAAAAAAAAAAGAAAAAAAAGAAAGGGAAAGAUAUUUAGCACGUUCGUAACAAUGCUGAAUGUAUGACUAGACUCCAAUGGUAUUUGUGCGACAGUAUGAAAUCGCAUUAUUUUACCGUAAAUGAAUCGUCUUUCCCUAGUUCGCGGGAUAAAGUUAGCUUUCGUAUAUACAAACGCAAUUGUUGUAAACUGAUACGCGCCAGAAUUAACGCAACACGAAUCAUUGAAUAUCAAAUCAGGUUACAAAAUAAAAAUUAAGGGAAUCUUACGAUUUUUCUACGAACACGUUCUCGUUAACUGUCGUGUAUACGAAUUAAUUCGAUCAACAAAGCUGCGAACAAAUAAUCACCAACUUCCAGCUGAAUUAGACUCAUUGUAAAAAUUGGAAUGUAACAAACAAUUUAUUAUUAUAGGACCACUUUUGUUUUUUAGAAAGAAAGAUACAAAUAAUAUUUUCGUUAUUUAAAAAAUGGAGCAGCGUGACAUGGAAGUUUUGGAGGACAAGGUGAUUAUCAUUCCUUGUUGUCGAUACUGAUAGAUUAAGAAAGCUCACUCUGUUCCGUGAACAUUUUACAAAGCUACACCGCACAAAACAAAAUCUAUUCGAAUUCUAAGGAAAAGUUAAUGACAGGCAUUUUUUGUGCGUUUUAUUAAAAAAAAAAGAAAAAAAAAAGUAACGCACUCAAUGUACAUUUUAAAUAGUAGUCCAGUUGUAAAUGAAUGUUUUAAGUGUUAUUAGUCAUGGCGAACCAAACAAGCGUUAUUAUAAAUAGAGAAUGUCGCAGUAUAAAAGCAACAAACUGAGUGAAAAGCGCUACAUUAACUUUUUCGUAUUAAGUAACAUUGUAAUCACACGUGCCAAAUGAAACUUUAAGGUAUUGAUGAAUUAAGAAAUGAAUUUAAUAAAUGUGUCCUUUCAAACGUUUACUUACUGAAUUAAAUAAAAUAAAUUAAAGUAUCGAUAUAUACAUAUAUAUAUAUAUACAUAUAAGCAGAGAUUAAAGAUAACUUGGAAGUUAAGAAAUUUUCUUUUUAAAUUACAAAAUCUCUGACAACACGAAGAUUUAUAUUCGACUGUUUUGCAGACAGUUUAAUACAGAGAAACGAUACUUUGCCUUUCAAAUGUUAGAAAAACUCUAGAAAUCAGAGGAAAUCAAAAAUUUUAGAAACAUUUCAAUGUUAAAACAACCCGCAUAUUUUUUGUAAUAUAAUUGAGUUAAAUAGACUCACACAGACAUUACAAAUAUUUUCACCGGUGAAAGAAUUGUGUUUUAAACAUUCUUUAAUUUAGAGUUUGUUCUUCCUCAUAUUGCAAUUUUCAUUUCUUGUAACGCAAAAUAAUAAUUUUAUUUUUUCUCUAGCAAACUACACAAUAUAUUAAUUUUGUUAUAUUGAUUUAAUACAAUCAAUACUGUUAUGGAGCUUUCUCAAUAUGGAGCAUUAUCAUUUGGAAAAUAAUUCUAAUACUGAUUUCUUUAAUAUAGAAAGCAAGAGAACAACAAGUUAUAAGUUAAAGAAAGUACAUAAACAAUAAUAACGUUAUCCGUAAUAUCACUGUUACUAUUACUAUCACUAACACUGUCACUGUCACUGUCACUGACACUGCCACUGUCAUUGUUGUUGUGAUUAUUUAUAAUAACGUUAAUAAUAUCGUUAUUAUUGUUUAUUCCAUUGGUUACGUAUUUUACAUGCAUCUCAUUAUUUAAAACGAAAAAUACAUUGAUAAAGUCAUUAAUUAUCUUUAAAGUGUUGUAUGGAGGGCGAUCAAAUACAUAAAUAACAUAAGUUCAUCUAAUUCAAAUAUUUUCUUUGUCAAGUUAACACUGCACAUCCAUAUAUGUAUUGUAAAUGAUCAUUUAUGUAAUUAUUUUAUGUACAAUCAAGUGACUACUCAUAACAAAAACUCACUUCACACAUAAUACGUUCACGAGAUUACGUUUAACAACAAUAUUCUUUGAAUAAGAGUUUAUAAAUUUUUGCCAAUACAUACUUGAAGCUAGUUCCAUAAUAUUAUCAAAUAUUUUAAUGGAAUUUGAUUGAAAUCCUGUGAUAUUACAGUAAAAUAACUAUUAUACUAAAUUAAAUUGUUUUAAGAAUAUUAUCAAGUACAAAUUUAUUAUACGAGUUUAUAGAAACUUGAAAUUGUUAGAAACAGGGACUAAAUUUUCGUACUUUAAAAAGUGAAUCUUUCACAUGUAUUUCUCCCAUUAAUAAAUUGCAUUUAAAAAUAAUCUAACAGGAACAAUAUAAUUAUUCUCGAAGCAUUCAUCUAUUUUUAACAUAACAAUUUAAUAAAAAUUUUACUAAAAUUUCUUAAUUAAUUGUACACACUUUUUAAAUACUAUUUAUGUUAAUAAAUGCUUACUUGUUCGGUUUUUACGAUUGACAUAAGCGAUUUUAAUUUCGUGUAACUUUGGUAAUUAUACUUAUGUUUUAAUCAACUAUGAUUCCAUUCAUUAUUAAACAGUUAUUAUUAAAUUAUCUAGGAUGUGUUACAAGAAUACCAUUAAACAUUACUCAGCAAUUUCAUUUUAUUCUUAAACUUGUAAAGGAAUUAUAAAACAUUAAACAAAAUAUUGUAUGGAUAUUAUGUAUGAACCUAUUAUCAUAUAUUAUCGAAACUCAAUUACAAAAUCAACUAUAAAAAUUCUCAUUCAUUAGAUCUAUUUCCAUGUUUUCUCUAUAAAUAUAUUCGUUUGUCGAUUUUGUUUAAAUUUUUGUUAUAAAGUGAUUUCAAAAUACAGUUUACUCAAUUUUUAAGUUACGAUGUCAAUCCAUUUAACCAAAGUAAUACAUGAAUACGUUUAUUUAAGUGAUAAAACUUUUGAAAGUACACACAUAUUAAUGAAGCAUACGAUCAACUUCCCAGCAGUCGCACUGUUUCAAACAAUGGAUUAAUUCUAGUUUUGCAGAAGGAACAAACAUUAUUCUAAAAUUAUAAGGAAAGUUGGUACUUCGUAUACUUUAAACGUUUACUUUCUUUAUCUUGUAAUAUUACGGGCAAUGUGUAUAUUUAUAAAUAGCUAUGCGACACGCUCAAUAUAUAUUUAUAAAUACAUAUGUGACAUGCUGAGUACGAUAUGAUCACUGUCGCGACCGCUGAAAAGUUGUCCUAUAUACAACAUAUGUACAUGUAUGUAAAUGAAGGCAACUGUUGCCUGUUCAAACACAGGAUUCUUGCAGAGAAAAAUUAUUGUGCAUAAAAAUUAUGCACAAUUUCAUGUACAGAAAAGUCUGACCUCACAAUGUUGUUUAGAAUUUUUCUCUGUAUAUAGAAUCGUAUAUUAAAGUUUCAUACAAAAUAAUUUAUUUUUAUUAAUUAUUGAAGUGUAUAGUUUUUUUUAAGAUACUCCUGUUUACAGUUAACGAACUGAUUAAGAAUUUAUCUUGGGUCGAAAAUAUCAAUUUUAUAAUCUUUAUCGUACAAAGAUUCGCAAAGAAAAGUCUUGCACGCAAACAAAAUGAUUUUUACAAGUUAAAAAUUGUAUUACUCACGUUUUGCGCGGCAGACUUAUAAUCUCCUUGUAAAAAAAAAACAAAAA
Hylaeus volcanicus is the source of this 12215-nucleotide messenger RNA. It is a transcript of the gene mAChR-A, whose product is annotated as muscarinic acetylcholine receptor DM1. The record is from RefSeq and is a predicted model, not a curated record. Gene Ontology annotation, molecular function: G protein-coupled acetylcholine receptor activity; G protein-coupled serotonin receptor activity. Gene Ontology annotation, biological process: chemical synaptic transmission; G protein-coupled receptor signaling pathway, coupled to cyclic nucleotide second messenger; adenylate cyclase-inhibiting G protein-coupled acetylcholine receptor signaling pathway. Gene Ontology annotation, cellular component: synapse; dendrite; plasma membrane. The transcript is spliced from 9 exons. Lineage: Eukaryota; Metazoa; Arthropoda; Insecta; Hymenoptera; Colletidae. The coding region runs from base 3568 to 5409 and encodes 613 amino acids.